Messenger RNA from Solanum stenotomum, 1247 nucleotides. RefSeq names its product agamous-like MADS-box protein AGL61. The record is from RefSeq and is a predicted model, not a curated record. Gene Ontology annotation, molecular function: protein dimerization activity; RNA polymerase II cis-regulatory region sequence-specific DNA binding; DNA-binding transcription factor activity, RNA polymerase II-specific. Gene Ontology annotation, biological process: regulation of transcription by RNA polymerase II. The transcript has a single exon. NCBI's taxonomy places the organism in Eukaryota, Viridiplantae, Streptophyta, Magnoliopsida, Solanales, Solanaceae. The coding region runs from base 578 to 1123 and encodes 181 amino acids.
GAAUACUUAAUGACUAAUUGAUAAAUUUCAUUUAUUAUAUUAAAUAAUUUACCUAUUUUAUAUUAAAAUGUCACAUUUGGUUACCAUAAAACUCAGAUUUGAGUAUCAAUUCAAUAUAAAUGUUCUACUAUAAUCUUCAUUAUGAAAAAAAGAUUACUUUACAUUACAAUAUUUGGCUUGAAAUUUUUAAUUAUCAUGGUGAAUAAUUUUCCAAUUUAUGUGUAUAAAUAGUCAUGAAAGAUUUUGGUAUGUAGUUAAUAACCCAUCAAAUUAUAUUCAGAACACUUAAUCAAUAAAUAAAUUUCAUUUAGUAUAUUAAAUAAUUUACCUAUUUUAAAUUAAAAUUUCAGAUUUACUUACCAUAAAGCUCAAAUUUGAGUAUCAAUUCAAUAAAAAUGUUCUACUAUAAUUUUCAUUAUGAAAAAAAGAUUACUUUCCAUUGCAAUAUUUGACUUGAAAUUUAAUUAUCAUGGUGAAUAAUUUUCCAAUUUAUGUGUAUAAAUAAUGAUGAUAUUUCAGUUUUUGCAAGUCACAUUUCUUGAAAACAAUUGAUCAACAUAUUCUAUUGUAUUCUAGCAUGGAGGGGAAGAAAACAGCAGGACGCCAAAAAAUUCCAUUAGAGAAAAUAGAAAAAGAAGCUGCUCGAUAUGCCUCAUUUUCUAAACGUCGUUUAAGCUUAUAUAAAAAAGCAAGUGAACUCGUUCGAGAAUGUGAUGUCGAUCUUGGAAUAUUUAUUUCUUCUCAAACCGGUAAACCGUAUUCAUUUGUUCAUCCGACUACUAAUGCAGUCAUUGAUCGUUUUAUAAAUCCCACAACAGUAGAUCUAGGUGCACAACUCGCUGCUGCUGAGGCACGCAACAAGGUAAUUCAAUACAAUGAUAGGCUAAAUGAAUUUGAUGCAAGGGAAAAAGCUGCAAAGGAAAAAAUACGUUCUAUGGAUCAAAUGAACGAGGCUAGAGUUAGAGGUUGGUGGGAGGCCAUGGACCAGUUCAAUGCUGUGGACAUAACCAAGUUCAAAGAAUGGCUAAAUACCACUGAGGGUUUGUUAAAUGUCCAAUUGAAGCAGCUAGAAAAUGGAGCUUCGUCCUCUGUACAAUCCCCACCAGAGGAUGGAAGUAAUUGAUCUAGUGCUUCACUAAUAUCAUUGAAUAAUAUCUCUUAUCGAAGCCCUAUGCAUCAAAAUGAAACUUUAAAUUCAUAUUAUUAUCUGUGCUUUAUUUUUAUAUUUUUAAAUUUUGUUAUUUUGU